Messenger RNA from Aplysia californica (California sea hare), 4420 nucleotides. RefSeq lists its product as uncharacterized. The record is from RefSeq and is a predicted model, not a curated record. NCBI's taxonomy places the organism in Eukaryota, Metazoa, Mollusca, Gastropoda, Aplysiida, Aplysiidae. Gene Ontology annotation, biological process: adenylate cyclase-activating adrenergic receptor signaling pathway. Gene Ontology annotation, cellular component: membrane. The coding region runs from base 496 to 3300 and encodes 934 amino acids. Gene Ontology annotation, molecular function: G protein-coupled receptor activity. The transcript has 3 exons.
ACAAAUGUGAGGAAAAAGCCCGCUCUACCAAACACACCUACGUAUGUGGUUUUGAAAGUACUUUGUUCUGUCUGUGCUGUGUCGCUAGAUUUGGCGUUCCGGUGGCAUAUUGACACAUACAAGACACAAGACACUUGGACACAUACAAGCCGUUACGACAUCUUGUGUGGGAUAUGUGGUGACAUGGUGACACAUACAAAGCGUUACAGAGUCUUGUGAGGGAUAUGAGGUGGCCUUCUGACACACACAAGUACAAGACACCUAGACACAUACAAACCGUUACAACAUCUUGUGUUGGAUAUGAGGUGACGUGCUGACACAUGCAAGACACCUAGAAACACAUAAAACGUUAUGGCGUCUUGUGUGGAAAAAGAGCUGUUCUGAUGAGAGACAGCACCAAAUACUGACGUCACCUUUCUGAUCAGCCAAUGAAUAAAAAGAAGGCCAACAGUCUUAAACCAAUCGUUUCACUGAAAAACUAGAUUCAAAUUCAAAAUGCUGGACUACUACUUUGUACCCUACUCGGGUUUCAUGCUGCUAUUUUUAGCCAUCAUCGUCUGCAACUCUCUCACCAUCUACGUCAUUGCCAAGAAUCGGAAAUUGCGUAGCAUGGCUAGCAACAUCUUCUUCCUGAAUUUGGCGGUUGUGGAUUCGCUGAUAGGCCUUGAUAUUUUCGCUGCUCUGAACUUCCCGAUGAUGUUCCCUAUGGCAGAGAUGAUCAAGCUGGACUGUGUCCUGGUGGAGUUGUUCUUUAAUGGUCUGUUCGAGGCUUCCAUGUUGUUCACUUUUGCCAUUUCGGUGGAUAGGUUUGUGUUCAUCAAGUGGCCCCUCCAGUACCCCAAGCUGGCCCGGCCACGUACUGUGUGGAAGAUCUCAGCCACUAUCUGGCUCAUCUCCGUACUCUGCGCCGUAUUCCCAUUGGCCAGUCCUGUGGUCAGACACCCCUUGACCUGCCGGAAACCGGUGGAUGACCACCUCUUCCUGCUCAUGCUGGACCUGGUCUACGUGGUUUUUUUCGUCUCCACAGUCGCCUCCUUUCUAUUCUACUUCCUGCUGCUGCGCAUUGUGCGUGCGCAGACGAAGCGGUUUCAGACCAGGUCGGUGCAGUUUGAGCUAGAGCUGAGGAAAACAAUGGCCGUGGUGAGGUCUGGGGAGAGGGAGGAGGAGAUACAGGUGGGGGAGGAGCGGGGGGAGAAGAGGGAGGAAAAGGGGGAGGAUAAGGGGAAAAUGGGGGAGGACGAGGUGCCGAAUAGAACGACGGAGGAAGAGAAGAUGGAGAAAAAAAAGGAGGAAGGAAAGGAAGAAAAAGAGGAAGAGGAGGAGGAAGAGAAAGAAGAGAGGGAAUCAAAGGAUUAUGGUCAAGGUGUGGGGAAUGAGUCAGCGAUCUGCACAAAGACAGACAUGUCUCUGUUCACGAACAAGUUUGCCGAGAAAGAAAUAGACCUACCAAGCGACACCUCCGCGAAAGCGAUAAAGUUUUUCACAUGUAAGAAACCCUCUCUCUCUGAAAACAACGCACUCCCCAUCACAAAGUCUGCACCUGUGUUUGUAUUUUAUGAGGAUGAAAGGAGAAGGAUGAAGUCACUAGACAGGAAAUUGCCUGCAACGUCCCGUUUAGAUGGAAUUAAUAAAAAUGAAAGAAUUUGUCAAUUCGAGGGUACCCAAAGCAAGCUUGGAAGUGUUUCAAAAAAUUCAAAAACUUCAGAGAAGAAGAGAGAAGAUGGUGUAUGUUCCAAAGUCUUAAAAAAACCAUCUGCUGCUUCUCCCACUAUUUGGCAAGUUACUUCUGACGGUAACUGUCAUUUUUUUAGUAGAACCAGUAACUGUUCAAAGGAUGUAACACCGAACGAUAAGAAUGCUGAAAAGUGUAAAGAAAAACCUAGCCUUACGAACACGUUACCCAGAUGUACAGCGGUGAAUGGUCCAACCCAGCCAUCGAUAGACAGGGGAAGGACGCUGGGCAGUUGUCGUCUGGUGCCGAUCUCUGAACACGAGACGGGUGGAACAGACGGUCGUGAUUGUAGGGUAGAAAUGAUCUGUUCUGAAGACAUGGAAGUUGGGGAGGGCUGUGGUAGCUGUGAUACAAACUGGCUGACAGCUGCUACGGCGAGAUAUGAGAUGGAUAAACCUUCGUCCGGAUCGGAAUGUGGCGGGGAAACGUGUAUAGAUAUGUUAGGAACACGUUCUCAUGGGGGCACAAACUGCUUCUUUGACGAUCAGCUCCAGUUAUCUGACGAGACUUUGCUAGACAGCAAAACCACCCGCAGGAAAGGAAAUGGACCAGAAGUGUUCUCUUCUCUUGGCCACGACGAAUCUUCUACACACGAAAAUACGGCGACUAUUGAAGAGUCAUUCAGACUGUCCGCCACGUAUCACACUCACAAGGACUGGCCAAAAAAUAAAGCGACCUUCACCUUUCCCCAGAUUAACAUCUCCGACUCGAUAUCUGUGCAGAACCUCGGCCGUCCAUCGUCACUGUCUUCACGCACCGUCGUGGAGUCUGUCUGUGUCAGAGAAUCCUUGAGGUGGCCGGCGCCGCGGGUGAAAGAACCAAGAGACUCUCAGUACUGGGAACCCAGACGGCUACUAUCGUCCACUUCUGAUGUAUCGUUCGACUCCACCGCAACUGUCGAUUCUUUUUUAAGUAGUAUGGACACAGAAGACGACCCAUCCUCCCCUCGAAUACGAGAAACGCGAUUUUCUUCAGAGAGCCCAGAACCCGCGGACACGAAUAACACUGAGGACUGGGAAAGAGAUGGGGACGAUUCUGAAAGUAACAUCGAGGACUGGGAAAGAGCUGGGGACGAUUCUGAAAGUAACAUCGAGGACUGGGGAAGAGCUGGGGACGACUCUGAAAGUAACAUCGAGGACUGGGGAAGAGCUGGGGACGAUUCUGAAAGUAAGGCCAAGGUGUUCCCGGGCCCAAACACACAACCCGGGCAUACUCAGAGAAGACGACAAGGACGGACGGUCUCUCAGAGAGGGCACGACAGCGUGCAUGAGUUGAGGCGAAACCUGAAACUUCAGAAGGACAUCCGUGCCGCCAAACUGCUCUUCCUCAUGUUCUUCGUGUUCGUAGUGUGCUGGCUGCCGUGUGCCGUAAUGUUCUACGUGGCUCGCGCCUACCAACUGCCCCAGUUCAGCACACACAUCAUCAACCUGCUGGGCUUCUCCAACUCCGUGUUCAACUUCUUCGUCUACCCCAUGAAGGUCAACCAGUUCCGGGCGGCUCUCAGGAAGACGGUGCCGGUGUGUCGGAGGAUCAUGCAGGAGAACAGCAGUAGCAGGAGAUCGGACUGAACGCAGGAGUAGCGGGUGAUGGGACUGAACACAGGAGUAGCGGGAGAUGGGACUGAACACAGGAGUAGCGGGAUAUGGGACUGAACACAGGAGUAGCGGGAGAUGGGACUGAAGGCAGCAGUAGUGGGGGAUUGGACUGUACUCAGGAGUAGCUGAACACAGGAGUAGAUGAACACAAGAGUAACAGGAGACUGGACUGAACACCGGAGUAGCGGGACAUCGAACUGAACGCAGGAGUAGUAGUGGGAGAUAGGAUUGAACACAGGAGUGGCGGGAGAUGAGACUGAACAUAGGAGUAGCUGAACAUAGGAGUGGCGGGAGAUGAGACUGAAUAUAGGAGUAGCUGAACAUAGGAGUGGCGGGAGAUGAGACUGAACAUAGGAGUAGUGGGAGAUCAGACUGAAUAUAGGAGUAGCUGAACAUAGGAGUAGCGGGAGAUCAGACUGAAUAUAGGAGUAGCGGGAGAUCAGACUGAAUAUAGGAGUAGCUGAACAUAAGAGUAGCGGGAGAUCAGACUGAAUAUAGGAGUAACUGAACAUAGGAGUAGCGGGAGAUCAGACUGAAUAUAGGAGUAGCGGGAGAUCAGACUGAACACAGGAGUGGUGGGAGAUAACACAGGAGUAGCGGGUGAUCGGACUGAAUAUAGGAGUAGUGGGAGAAAACACAGGAGUAGCGGGAGAUCAGACUGAAUAUAGGAGUAGUGGGGGAUCGGGCUGAAUUCAGGAGUAGUGGGAGAUAGGUCUCGUGAUAGUUGUGUCAUUCUACCAUAGAAUGUAUGAUCAAUUUUUGUAUAGCAGCAUGGGUCGCGAACACAGGACAACAAGAUAAAGAAAAAAUAUACCGACUAAUACGGAAAGCAUGCAACAUUUCAACAUCUACAUCCCCUACUUUAAUGAAUUGUACGUUACAGCUUGCACUACAAAACUUAAUUUCAUCUUUUUGGACUAUGCAUAUCCCUUGUUCCCCCAAAUAAAAAUAUAAGUCAGAAGUAAAAGACCUAGGCUUCUUAUAUUGUGUAAAAAAAAACCCAACAAGAUACAGAAGGUCUUUUGUACCAUCAUCCAUUAAACGUUUUCCAUCUUAAGCAUCUUGUUAUAAGUAUUCAUAUGACCUCAGAGCA